UCCGACCUUGCGUUUGAAACGACGUCUCUGAUCUGGCCUGUCAUUGGAUGUUCAGCUCACAUGACUGCAGUGAGUGGCAGGGAAGUGAUGUGAGAGUGAAAUAUAAUAAAUUAAGUAAUUAGGCGUCUUAAAACUUAGCGUAUUUCAACUUUAAAUUACUGUUUGGGUUAGAAAGUGUUCUACGCAGAGUUAGGCGGAUAUAUUUUGAAUUUGCGUGAGACAAAAUAAGGUUUUCUGUAAUGUCUGAAGUCAAAUAUGCUGGUGGCAAGAAGAGGAACACCCUAUUCAUCUAUCAUUAACAAAUAGAAUAGUUUUUGGCAGUCAUGGUGGAAGAUUCAAAGUUGAAAAGUUUACCACCUGUGCAGAAGAUGCGUGGUCCCUACAUUUCAGUCAUAACAAAUCGCAAAAUUAAUUUGACAAUACGAGGAGUGGUCCUAUUUUCUAUUGGGGUUUUCCUAGCUUUAGUGUUAAACUUGCUACAAGUUCAACGAAAUGUUACUCUCUUUCCUCCAGAUGUAAUAGCCAGCAUCUUCUCCUCUGCAUGGUGGGUUCCACCAUGCAUUGGCACGGCUUCAGCUGUGAUUGGAUUGCUGUACCCGUGUAUUGACCGUCACCUUGGGGAGCCUCACAAAUUUAAACGAGAGUGGUCCAGCGUCAUGCGAUGUGUGGCAGUCUUUGUGGGGAUUAACCACGCAAGUGCUAAAGUAGAUUUUGCAAACAAUAUGCAGUUGUCUCUUACACUUGCAGCACUUUCCAUUGGAUUGUGGUGGACAUUUGACAGAUCUCGAAGUGGAUUUGGCCUCGGAUUAGGCAUUGCUUUCUUUGCAACCUUGGUGACCCAGCUGUUGGUAUAUAAAGGUGUUUUUCAGUAUACCUCCCCUGACUUCCUCUAUGUACGUUCCUGGUUACCUUGUAUAUUUUUUGCUGGAGGAAUUACCAUGGGAAAUAUAGGCCGUCAGCUAGCAAUGUAUGAAUGCAAGGUUGUUCAAGAAAAGCCACAUCAAGACUGAAGCCAGAAGUUUUGCUGGGUGAUUUUUUUUAUUUUUAGAAGAGACAAGUGGCUGUACAUUGAUCGAAUAACAUGCCAAAAGUGAAAGUAUGUAGAAUUAUAAAUAAUUUGAAUAUAAAAUUGCAACUACUGCAAUUUUAGUUUUUUCUUGUAUGUGUUACUUUACAGUGCAAUCUGUGAUUGCUAUUUUGUGUCAUUGUAGGUGGUCUGGUGAUAGGACGUCGGUAUGAAAUACAACUUUUCACAUUAAGAAUUGAUACCUAUUGAAAGAUUCGAAAAUACAGGCCUUAGCUUUAGACCUUUGGCUGUGUUGUGCCAAACUGACAUUUGGGUCAUUUCAAUUCAUCUAAAUGUUGGCAGAUAAAUACUUCUGCUGUUUAGGCCUAAAUUACACUGUUUAGAUGUAUUUAGGACAUCUACUGUUUAAGGUCAGGGAAAUAUCUACUAAUGAUUUUUUUUUCUGCUCUAAACAUACACAUCUUUGCUAGUGCUGUACCUUGUGUGUAUCUGACACUGGUACCAAUAUUAGGUAGUUUGAUCCCUGGAGGAUCAGGAUACAUUUGGUUUAAUCAAAUAUCUGGCAGAAGUAUAGAAAAAAAAACUCUACUUUUAUACUUUGUGUUGAAUAUUGUGCACUCUUUACACUUGUUGCAAUAAAAGGCUUAUUCUUAGCUGAAUGUUAGAUGAUAAAUUGCUUUGUAUUUAAUUUCUGCUCUUGAUCACAUUGUUUCAGUUCUUCAUCCUAACAUCAAAACCAAAACAAAAGUGUUCAACACAGAAUAAUCUAGUGCCACACUGCCAGUAAUGUCAUUAGUGUGGCUGUCUCUUGAAAUAAACAUUGGUUUUGCAUGGAGUUCCUGAAGAAAUGUAAGUCGGCAUUUGUAUUCCUUAAUUACCAAGUAACUUGGUUGAUAAAGUUUGGUAGCUUUCUUUUUUUUUUUUUAUUCUGGUCGAUUAAUAUAAACAGUAGUGUAAUAUAAAAAGUGAAACAUAAUUAUUGGAAAAGGCCAGAAGUUCACAUGCACGCACACAAUUGUGUGUUAAAACUAGAUCGAGAAAAUAAAAAUGCUCGACUAACAUACAUAUUCUAUUUUGAUAAAGUGAUGGGUGGAGUUCACAACUGAACAAGCCAGGAGGCAAAAGAGAACAGCAGAGUGCUGAGUCUUUGGUUUAAGUCAUAAUCCCAUUUUUCACUUUUUAUGGACAAUGUUCAUUAAACAUAUUUUACAUUGAGUUAAUGAAAUGUGUUUUUUUUAUUUAUUUUAUCCUUAUUGUUUUCAUAUCUUCAUGUUUGCAACCAAUUAGUAUGAUGAAAGUUGACGAACAUAAGCUCAAACAAGUUUUUUUUUUUUUUUUU
Acipenser ruthenus (sterlet) is the source of this 2366-nucleotide messenger RNA. RefSeq names its product insulin induced gene 2 (gene insig2). The transcript has 6 exons. Gene Ontology annotation, biological process: SREBP signaling pathway; cellular response to insulin stimulus; SREBP-SCAP complex retention in endoplasmic reticulum. Gene Ontology annotation, cellular component: SREBP-SCAP-Insig complex; endoplasmic reticulum. Lineage: Eukaryota; Metazoa; Chordata; Actinopteri; Acipenseriformes; Acipenseridae. The record is from RefSeq and is a predicted model, not a curated record. Bases 324 to 1010 code for a protein of 228 amino acids.